AUGACUUCAUACAAGAAGAUAUUCGUGCUAAUGGUAAUAAUGGUACUGGUUGCGUCAAUUGUAGCUCUUGUUACAAACAAACACGGCACUCAAGUGAUGACUUCGAGCAAUAUCUCGAGACACGUUUUCCAAAAGUAUCUUCCAGUAAGCAGUAAAUAUUUACCAAAACCGAUAUCACCAUAUGAUCAACAUUCAAGUAUCCUGUCUCAUUUAUUGAACGGACACUGGAAAACAAGACCUUUGACUGAAAAGGAAGAUGAAGAUAUAUUGAAUUUCCUUUCGAACGUAAGUAUCCGCUUCAAAUUCCCUUCAAAUUAUCAAAGGAGUGACGGUCUCUGUGGAAACGUUACCCACACGGGAUCUAAAACUGCGGAGUGGAUAAGAGCCUUGUGUGAUCCUAAAGGAACAACUCCUUGCUGCUUCAACAGCAAGUGUGUUUUAAAGUCUGUGGAGGAAUGUGUGUGUGCGGAUUGUUAUGACAUGAGGAACCAGAAACAUGCUGAAUAUUCCACCUGGAUCCCAUCAGACCCAAGCCAUGGCUACAAGCAACACAGUCCCCAAGAAGCUUGCAGCAUCCUCAAUGGCAGCACCAUUCUGUUUGUGGGGGAUUCCCUUGUUCGCCAUGUGUAUACAGCUAUGUUGCUGAUUGUGACAGGGAAUAUGAAAGAUGGAGCCAUGAAUGAUAACGUACCAAAGAGUGUUCGAAACGAGUGUAGCGGAAUGUAUAUGUUCACGGAAACAUCGUGUCGACUCCAACUGAAGUAUAGCGUCCGUGCUUGCAAUGGCACUGUUCAUCUGGAACUGAAGUACUUCUUCGCUGCAUCAUUUGGAAGAAAUCUGAAAAAAUGGUUACAAAUUUAA
This is a messenger RNA of Haliotis rubra (blacklip abalone), 861 nucleotides long. RefSeq lists its product as uncharacterized. The record is from RefSeq and is a predicted model, not a curated record. The coding region runs from base 1 to 861 and encodes 286 amino acids. The transcript has 2 exons. Lineage: Eukaryota; Metazoa; Mollusca; Gastropoda; Lepetellida; Haliotidae.